AUGAACCGGUUCUUCGUUUAUGAGGAAUACGGAGCCAAGUAUGAGCUGAUGAUCAAGGAUGUCGCCUCAGCCCACCGCACGAUGCCCCAAUGGGAUACUUACCAGAGGGGUAUCGAGGCGCUGGCUUCUUCAUUAGGUUCUGCAAACUCCCAUGCCGAUCAAUCAAAGAAGUCAUUGACUAUUGGAGACCUCCUCGUGAAGCCGAUUCAGCGCAUCUGCAAGUAUCCGCUUUUGUUUGCCGAGCUCCUGAAAUACACGCCCGUCGCAGACUGCCCCAACUCCCACAUGGAGGUGGAGAGUGCGCUUCUCCGGUUGCGAGAGGCGACGGCGGAGAUCAACCGGGCAACCAACGAUACUCGGAUGAAGUCUACCCUGGAAAAGACGUGGAUUCUCCAAGAUCGGCUGGCCUUCCCCGAACAAAAGCUAGAUGCUGCAUCAAAGAAUCGGAUCCGAUCAUUUGGCCAUGUCGAGCUUUGCGGCGUGCUGCAUAUAUGCUGGCAAACCAAGGAGGGUGCCAAGGGGCAGUACAUGAUUUGCCUUCUCUACCACAAUAUCCUGUGUCUAGCUUCGGCCAGCAAGGUCGACCAGAUUUAUACGAUCCAAGCAUGUGUCAACUUGAACGGUAUCAAGAUUGAAGAAACGGACAACGGUCGGGGUCUACAGUGUCAUACGGCUCCGUUCUCGUGGAAACUUGUAUUCGAAUGCGACUCCCAACUGUAUGAAAUACUCAUGACUGCAUGCACGCCGCGCGAGCAGGAGGAAUGGCGCCGCAGGUUGUCGAUUCCCAACAAGAGAAAUGAGGAGCAGGUCGAUCCCAACUUGUACAGCUCUAUUGCUCUCCCUAUCCGAAGCCUGGGCACGGUGUUUAGAAAACCAGGCACUGUUGCUCGUCGAAUAUCGAUCCAUCGUGCCACCACCGUGGGCCCGAAGUCGCCCUUGUGCCAGGUCAUUCUUAAGAAUACCAGCGUUAUGCGGGAUGGCUCGGAGGGAACUUCGAGCUCAUCGAUCAAUCGCUCGCAGUCGUUGCUCACAACAGCAAACCCGCGCAUACCCGUUAUUGCUCCUCCACGCGGCGAAAGAGCACGACUAGAGGCUUUGAUGUCUGACAUUUGGAGUCGCGAAGUGCUGCCGUUCCCUAGCAUGAAUAGCAGGUCCCGCAGCGAGCAUCUUGUCCGGAGCUCCGCCAGCACUGUGAUGCGGAAAUUGAGUGUGGCGAGCAUCGCCAGCUCCUUCGCGAAGAGGUCAAACAGCGUGGCUAGCAUAGGCAAGUUCAUGUCGGAGGAUGACUCGGGCGAGAAACAGGAGGACGCACAUCACGGACCUUCCACCAAGCUUACCAAGGCUGAGCCUUUCGACGUUAAGCACGUUUCCGAUGACGAAGCGAGUGAAACAACAACUGCCCGGCUUCCGAAGAUUGACGACGAUGUCGAAUUCAAAAGCACGGUCAGCGCUCCCACGACGCCAAUGUUGGGCCCGGUCAAGCUUGACGUGCACGCCGAUCCAAUUGAGCGGCUGCGGCUAGAAUGUGACAAAGGAGUGGCAGGAAACGCUCUACAUUCUAGGCCGAUUGUUCUGCGUACGGCGUCGGGCAAUAACAUCCCUCGAGCUCGUCGAAGCCCAAUGCCGUCCAAGAGGUCUCCUCGCCCACUGGACGCGGUUAACCAAGCUCGAGCACAAAAGAUACCCAGGCUGUCCCACAAGCCGUCGCUACGAUGGGGAAGAGUUGGAACAUUGAACAAGGAGGACUGGGUGCAGGGCAUCCGAAGCUUCUUCCGAUAA
Colletotrichum chrysophilum is the source of this 1779-nucleotide messenger RNA. RefSeq lists its product as uncharacterized. Bases 1 to 1779 code for a protein of 592 amino acids. The record is from RefSeq and is a predicted model, not a curated record. Gene Ontology annotation, cellular component: cytoplasm. NCBI's taxonomy places the organism in Eukaryota, Fungi, Ascomycota, Sordariomycetes, Glomerellales, Glomerellaceae. Gene Ontology annotation, biological process: regulation of GTPase activity. Gene Ontology annotation, molecular function: guanyl-nucleotide exchange factor activity. The transcript is spliced from 4 exons.